This is a messenger RNA of Cydia fagiglandana, 4716 nucleotides long. RefSeq names its product centrosomal protein of 97 kDa (gene Cep97). The record is from RefSeq and is a predicted model, not a curated record. The transcript is spliced from 15 exons. Bases 383 to 2569 code for a protein of 728 amino acids. Lineage: Eukaryota; Metazoa; Arthropoda; Insecta; Lepidoptera; Tortricidae. Gene Ontology annotation, molecular function: protein binding.
UAACGUCAAAUUAACAAUGGGUUCCGAAACUAUCCUCCAAAAUUUUGUCAACAAUGAAGUGUUCUGUGAUUGUGAUUGAUUGUUCCAUAUUUACACGUUAAAUUAAAUAAACAUCGAAAUUGAUAGUAUUAUUAAGAUAUCAGAAGCUUUGGUCGAAGCAUAUUUAUUUAUUGUUACAAAAAAAUAUUCACUGUAAAUAUCUGGGCGUUGACAGUUAACCAAUAAUUGUAAUUAAUAUUCAGAACGUGAAUUUACGAAUGUUGAUUUUUGUGAAAAACUGCAUCAAAUUUCUAAAUAAAUAAGAUGCUAUAAAUUACAAUACGAUGGGUAAGUUUGUUAUUGAUAACGUAAAUGGUUUCGCUUGGAUAGUUCUGUAACCGUUAUGAUGAUUGCAGAGGAGUCUAAUAACGAAACAUUGGACCUUUCGAGGCGUGGGUUGAAGAAAAUAGAGAAAGCGCCAGCCGAUGAUGGGAAAACUAUAAUAAAUUUAAUUCUGGACCAGAACGAGUUGCAACGGCUGGACAACCUGGACACCUACAGUCGCGUCGAAAAUUUGUCAAUAUGCAACAACUUCCUGCUGCGGAUGCACAGUGUGUCGCGGCUCACCAACAUCCGCAUUCUGGCCCUCAACAACAACGGCAUCCUGCAGAUCGAGGGGCUCAAGGAUCUGAUAUACCUUAAAGUGCUGAAAUUGGCUGGAAACAACAUAAAAUCAAUAGAGCACCUCAACCACAACAUGCACCUGGAACACCUAGAUUUGUCCAACAACCAGAUUUCCUUCAUCGCUGACAUCAGCUAUUUGAAGAGUUUGAAGCAUCUAGCCCUCGAACGCAACCGCAUAAUAGACCUCCGGCAAUGCGACCGCUACCUCCCCACCAGCCUGGAGCACCUCGGGCUCGCGCACAACAACAUACAGGACCUCAACGAGGUCUGCCACCUGGUGCACCUCACCAAGCUGGACAGCUUCUCCGUGCAGGGGAACCCGUGUGUGGCCAUGGCGGGGAAAGAUAAGCUAGGGUUCGACUACCGCCCUUUUGUUUUGAACUGGAUCCUGAAUGUAAAGACCAUCGAUGGAUUCGUCGUUAGCGCUAUUGAAAGCUUAAAAGCGGAGUGGCUAUACAGCCAGGGUAAAGGCCGCCAUUAUCACUCCGGGCAACACCAGGAACUGUGCGAGUACCUGGCCUCCACGUGCCCCCUCACAGCCGAUGCUCUAGACACGGAGGACCAAAGGAAACUGCGCCUUAUACUGAGCAAGGCGCAGCAUCACCAGCAGCAGCUGAAAGACCAAAACCACAGCCCUAUAAAGCCCAAGCUACAAUCCCCGAGAAUGCAAUCUCGCAUGACGCCUCGCCACAUGGGGCGUUCGCCCGACCGCCUAACAUCGAGUUAUCACUCCGCGCUGUCCAAAACGAACUCCCCUCAUUCAAUGUCGACGUCAUACACCGAGAUACCGGCCGCUAUGAGCCAGAGCUUCGACUCGCCUGGCUUGUAUGAGAAAACUAAAGAGGAAAAGGAGAAAGAAUUACCCACCAAACCAGUGAACCAAUCCCUGGAGGCCGCAUCAAAAAUGGUCCCCGUACCGGAAUCCCUAAUGAGCCCAGACUACCAAGACCCCAUAUACGACAUACAGCGAACAAUACCCAAACCGAACCCCAUAAACGUCUCCAACACGUCAAGCCCAUCCAGCAACAGCAGUCUACACGAAGACAGGCCGCACAGACAGAUUACGCAACCUAAAGUUAUUAAUAACAGUUUGAAAAGUUCCCCGAAGUUACCGAAAAGUGCCACGUGUUCGCCUAAAAUGAAGGCGAAGAUGGAGCAAAGGAAAGGGAGCUUGAAAUUCGAGCCUAAGGAGAAGGUUAACGGUGUUUCUAAAGAUGAAAUUGAUCAGGAAAAGAUGGAGAUAAUUAAGCUAGCGUCAAACCAAAGAAGACAGAAGAAGAUGAGUGCAGAGUCCAUGGCAGCGGUGACUAUACAGAAGAUGUGGCGGGGCUACAGAAGUAGGAACCUCAAUAAGGAUACGCUGAGGAUUCUACACGCGAUACAGGCGGCGAGGGCGAGGCAGCAUAUACAAAGGCUAACCUGCGACAUGGAGGCCACGAAAGCGGCGCUGGACAGCGAGCGCAAAAUACAACAACUACAGAUGCAGGCGAUCAACGCGCUGUGGAAGAAAGUGUCCACUCUACAGAACACGGAGGGCAGCAAACCGGACGUUCUGAGGCAACUCACUGAAACUUGCUGCAGUUUGCAGCAACAGGUGGUGGAGCUGCAGGGCUGCAUGCAGCAGGUGCUGCGCUGCGUGCUGCCGCCCGCCGCCGCCCCGGCCGCCACGCAGACUGACAUUAUCGCCGUACAUUCCCCACAGGAGGAGCGGUGUACGUGGCUGAAGCGGCCGCAGUCGCUGGCGCUCGCCGCCGCAGCGCCUCCCGCCGCCGCCCCGCCCGCGCCCGCGCACAAGCCGCACGAAGUUGAAAACCCAAACGUCGAACAUACAGAAUCGCUUAUUCAAGAAUCAGUAGAAGAGACAGAAAAACACGACACCAGCAAAAAAGAACUCAUCGUGGACUGAUGACGAAGGAAAUUCAACUUUAUUACUAGCGCGGUAAGGUUUCACUUGGCUACAACUUUUAAAGUCACUUAUGCUCUUCCUUAAUUAGAGGGAAGCAGAAAUGCUGUGUUUUCAAACUACUUUAACAGGAAGAUGGACCCAUUCAUGCAAACGUGGAUUUUCUGUCCAAAAGUUGUAUUAAAUAUAAUAAAAUGGAUCACUCACGUAUACAUAUAAAGUUGUAGUCAUCAUUUAAGAGGUGACGGGACAGUCAUAUGUUUAAUUAAUUUAUUCAAUGUCGAAAUGUGUCUUUUAAUUAUUUAUUUGCCAAAAAUGUAUGUUUAAGAAUUAUGAUCUGAAUUUAUUAAAAAAGUUACACGAGUGUGAAACAAGAAAUUUAAAAUCGAUUGCGUCGAAUCGGAUUCGCCUUUUCUUUUUUUAACUGAAUAGGAUCGGCUUUUAUACAAAAAUACCAAAAAUGUGUCUCAUUGGUUCAAUAUUCUCACUCUUGCCCAGCAUAUAAGAAAAAUUGGCUGACAAAAUCGAAUCAACGGUAUCAGAAAAUAAAAUUGAUGUUAUUUCUAAAAUCGAACAAAACGAAGCGAAAACAACUCUGUUCCAUUUAAUUAUGAUUCAAAUUGCACUGGUACUAGUAUUAGGACUGUGAGACGCUAGUGGUUAAAUUUGUCAGAGAAUAUAGACUAUGAAAGUGAAAAGGUUAUGGAACAAACGUUUUAAUACUUAAGUUUACAAUUUAAUUGAUUCCUUUGUGUAACGAAAAUUUGUCCCAAAAUAUGAAAUAUUUUCGUUACAUAGUGGAAUAAAUUGAAUUAUGGAGCUUAGUUCAUAACUUAGUUUUUUUAGUCACAAAUACUCUUUUAUUUUUAAACGAUUACACUUGCAAACCGAAAUCUUUAUUCUUUCUCUUUUAAUACAUUGUAAAUGUCACAAAUAUUUGCCUGAGCACAAUUAGGAAUUAAUGUCACUCAAUUUGUAACUUUGCGGCGACGUAAUAAGUGCUAUUUUUAUAAUUUGGUAUAGCUUCGUACUGUAGUCAUUUAUUUGAUUGACGGUAGCUUUAAGCGUGAUGACAUUAGCGUAAGUUGUCUGUUGAAAACAGUAGUUACAUGUAAACCCUGGUUUGGCUUAGCUAGAUGAAUGCUAGUUUUAAUAAACUUCUAGAUUUUGACAUAUAAUUGAGUAUUUUUAGAUGUAAGUGUACCUAAUAUACACAUCUUUUCGUUACGUCUUCAUACUUCGUUUGUUUUUAAUCAGAAUAAUCCUCUUUUUAUAGGCAGCGCACAUGAACUAUCGAUAAAAAUUUUUACAAUUGGCAACAACGAUAAAAUGUUCAUCGCAUUUUCAUUAAUGACAGAAUUAAACUUACUUUUAUGUUUCCUAAAUUGGCUGUAAUAAAUAAAGAAACGUACGAGAAUUUGACCGUUUAUGUUCUGAAUUAAAAAAAAAACGAAGUAUAAAUAAAAGUAGUUGCGUUCACGGUUAAUAAUUCGACAUUAAUGUUUGACAUUAAGACGUGUUCACAAUUUGACUAGUUGAGAUGUUUAACGUUGUUCAAGGGUUUACAAUAUUAUUUAGUGUUCGUUGUUCCGUCGUAAUUGUCGGAUCAAGUGCUGUAACACCAAAUUGUAUAAAUUUCUGUAGAUUUAAGCUUAGGCUUAUUUAAAAAUAAAAUUAGCGUAUAGUAACUUGACAUUUUAUCUCAAAUUUGAAGCGUUUAUUGGUGUGCAUUCAAAAUAUUCAAAUAUAUUAUUACUAUUUUAUUUGGCGGUUGACUCUUAAGGCGCGUCUCGAUGUUGCGCGGCGGCCGCGCGAGGAAUGUUCGACCGCGGCAAACCUGUAUUUUGGCUCGCGAGCCAAUUUCGGCACCAUCUUGAACUUAUGCGCGGCGGCCGCGCGCGGCAGGCGAUCCGACGAUCGACCACAUUAUAUCACAAAAAUUAUUAUUCGUAACGAAGUAUAGCCAAAUAGAAAAAUGAUCUGUUGCGAUGAUCACUACAUUUACUGUUCCAUAGAAACUGUUUAGUGCCGUAUAAUUCAAUUAAAGUACGACACUUUUCAUUAUCCAUGUAUGUGGCCGCGCGAGCCAACUAAAAUAUAUACACACCCGUCCCAACUGCGCGCGAACAUUCCUUUGCCGCGCGUCGAAA